Molecule: messenger RNA, 4312 nt
Organism: Pseudo-nitzschia multistriata
Lineage: Eukaryota; Bacillariophyta; Bacillariophyceae; Bacillariales; Bacillariaceae
Source: the annotation of a GenBank genome assembly
GACCUCUCAAAAGAAUACGUUCUGUUCUUGUUGAACUCACUUUUUCGGACCGAGUUUCGAGUUCUGGAUUUGAGAAAACAAAAAUCCAUCAUCCUCGUCCUAUUCCCCGUCCAGGUAGUGGCCGAAACACUACGAAAAUAUUCAAUCUGAGUUCAGGGUGUGGGAGAGAAGAGAAGAUCCCAAGAGACACAUCAUGUCAACCGAGAAUGACACAGAAGAAGACACGCAUCUCGCAUGGACGAAGAAACAAGGCCAUGUGCUGUCGGGUGGUGGCAAAGCCGAAAGCUUUUAUACGGCAGAACGUGGAUUUCCAUUCCUGGAGACAGAUCUUCCACACUAUCACCUUCUGAAAGGGGACACGCACGCUGUAUUUAAACCCAACCUAAAAAGUGCGAAACUCCCUGUUGCUGGAGCGUGGAAUCGUCCUUUGUUCAGCGGGGGCUGGAAGUAUUCUUCCGACAAGGAAGAACGGGUUUACAACAUACAAACAAACAAUCUUUUCAUCGACUUUCGGGUUCCCAGGUCCAGAGAGACGGUUUUUCGCACGUCAACGGCCACUUCUCUGGACGACUUGGGUCCCCGAGAGCUCCGCCUCUAUGCUCGACAACAUAUUUUUGCUGGCUUCACGGUUCUUGACCACGAAAAAGAUAGACCCGUUGCAACUCGCCACCAUUUCAUCGACUGGAAUUUCGUCGGUGUUUCGCGAACGCGUCCGAACAAGUGGUGGAUCGAAGCCAACGAGGACACUUCUUCCUGGAAGGAAUUCUCGUACGCUACGGACAACAACGGGCAGCAUUAUUAUUUUGAGCAAUGGGAUCGACUUCCGAACGGGAAUCCAGCGCCUCGUUUGGCGCUAAGAGUUUCUCCCUCUGAGAAACGAAAAUCGUCCACCGAACAAUCGGAAGGAUCGUUGUGCAAACAACAAGAUGGGGUGUUUGUUCUCGUGGGAGACCACUUUAACUAUGUCAUGGGUCGAAAGCUUUCUGGAGAGAAGCGCCCCUACGAAGUAGCAAGCCUAGUCGAUCUCGUAGAUGAUGCCGUUGCAAGCGGAGAUCUAGCAACGGCGCGGUCGCAUCUCGGUAUUGAAGGUGGGCACGGCACGGUUUCUAGUGGGUGGAAACUCGAUUGUACUAUCCCGCAUUGGAACGGGGGGAAAACCUUAGAAUCCGUUGGGGGUGGCCAUUUGGAAGUUGUAGGGACCGACCUGACCUCGUGCAGUGUCGUUUUCAAAGGGCUGAGUUGGAGCAUUUAUGAUUGCUCGUUUGAGAACAUUGAUGAGUUGAAACAGUUUUUGAAUGGAAUUCAACACCAUAAUAAUCAGUUACGGAUGACCAGACCCUAAACAAAGACCAUCAUGGACAAGAUGAAGUUCAUGAUCUUUAAAAAUGUAUUGAGUCCACCAGCCAAUAGAAUUCUUUCGCAGUGCACACCUAGAAGGCUCCAGACCGGUUUGAGAUUUGUUCUUCGGAUCUAAUCCACAAGAGCAUUUGAGCUCCUACUACCGCUUCGACUGCCAACAUCUAUCGCAACACCAAGUACUUUUUUUUACGUCUAAAUAAACACCAGAUGGCAUCCGACAAGAUUUGCAACUAGCCUUUCACACAURCUUUAAGAAAAGAAACGAUGGCACAAAUGGAACCAAGCGGCGUCACUUUCAUGGGCUCCUCCUGAUCCUCCUCAACGAAGCUGCCAAACCACAUCAAUUUUCUUUUAUCUGGGCACUAGUGUAGUAUGCUACGCGCCAGGAUACAAUAGCACGGUCAGCACAAUGCGGAAUAUGCUAGUCCCACUCCUGUUUGCGGUGUACCUGCAUGCAGACAGUCUUUUGUGUUAAGCAAGUAUGCGAAAGCUGAAUGAAAUAGAAAAACCGGCGGUGCUACUAGAACAACAUGGACAGCAAAAAGUGCGAUAGCGAUUAAACUUCUACCAACAACACAACAAACAAACAACGGACAAUGGGAGCUUGUAAAAAAACAUCAAAUUUUCCAGACAGACUUUCAUUUAUUGUUCCAUUCAGUGUGACUACCUGACUCUACAGUUUAUCGAUUUUUCUCGAAGCGCCAUCUCGUCCCCGACUUUCGUAAUCUCUUGCUUUUGCGUUUCGAUUUCUUCUUCCUACUUUUUACCAUCUCCCGUAUCCAAUUUGGCUUGCUCCUCUGCACUACGGCGGAUCAUCUCCAAUUCGUGCUCCAAUGCCAUAGGCACAAGGUGACAUGAUUAUUGUUUUCCACAAGUAACUCUGAAAGCACCAAUAACAAAAAGAACCGCCCAUCCGGAAUCCAGACAAGUUGUAGAGGAAGGCGAAGGAGAAGAUACGAAGUGGUUCAUAACAGACGAAGAAUGCAUCAAAGAAGAAAAAAUAGAUCGUCCUCCUCCUCAAGAUGCAAUGGAAUUCGCCGGGAUAAUACCGUAACCAGCAGCUUUCGCCUCCUUGCCUUUUUCAUCUUCAAAUCAAUACAUUUCUGCUAGUCCUCGAGCUUCUUUUCGUGCUUCGCAUUUCAGUUUCCCAUUUCUUUGGAACUACUACCAUUAUUUUAUCUCAUCUCUCUAUCCCCUCGGUCCCUGUUUGCGCCAGAAGCACCAACAAGGGCAACGCUGUGAUCUUAGUGCGUCGAAAUUGUCUUGAAGCGCCUUCUUAUCAUCCUCGUGGUUCUUUUCUCCUUUUCCUUUUCCCUUUCCUUUUCCUUUUCCCUUUCCUUUUCCCAUUCUUCCAUAUCCAAUUUGUGCUCUGCCGCUAUGUGGCGUAUUGAUUGCCGUUUUUGAAGAAGGAUUUCUCUGUCUGGACCCCAAACAGUUGUCCAACAUGCUUUUCCAUCAUUGUCAAAGAUGUGAGUGAGGCCUGCAUAAUCGUGGUUUACCUGUUCGAAAAAACUUUCAAGCUGUCGAAGGAUCCCUUGCUCAUUUCUGUUUGUCCACAACAUGCAUUUUCAAACAUUUUCUCGUAGUUCUUUUCGCUAUCCAUAUCAAAUGCCCAAACCACAUAUCCAUAUCAAAUGCCCAAACCACAAUGCACGUGUCCGACUUGUGAAUGGGUGGUCCACUAUUGAUGUCAUACCUACCCAAAAAGAAAAGCCGUUCGUGGAAGGCCGCCUUGAUAUCUUGUACGGCAACAUCGAUUGCCUCUCUGCCCUCACUGCCCUUUGCACUUCCAAGGUCUCUGAGUAGCUGCUGGUCUGCGCGAUUGCGAAUAAAGGUGCAGAUAUCAUCAUCAGUGUCACGCUUGGAACUAAUAAAUUGUACCUAACCAUUUUGGUAGUGGGGAGAACCAUUUAACUUUUCUGAUGUAAGCUGAUUGACGACUUCACUUGCAUACCAUCUUUCCAGUUCCGUCACUCUUUUCUUGUGGAUUUGCUCUACAACCUGUGCUUUGGUGCAGGGUUGGUGUUUGAAAAGGAGCCGAUGUAUCUCCUUGUUUUCAUUAUUGUUGAGAAUGGAAAGAACAGUUGGUGUCUUAAGAGUCCCAGUUUGGCAUUGAACACAACAUAUUUCCAUUCUCUGAUGUUUUCUUUCCCAUUAAAAUGGGGAUAAAGUCAAGAGCAUGCUUGCCAGGAUUGAUUGCUGCAAAAUGGAGAGGGAGCAUGCUAAGGACAUUGUCACAACUUGCUAUGACAUGUGGACAUUUACUCGCAACAAGUUGAAUCAUGUCUUUGGUUGCAUUAAUAUUUGCAGAGAGAAUAUGCAGUGGAGAAAGUUGAAACUCAUCGAUCUUGCUUGCGUGUCCAACAUUUUCCUCCAAUGAAGCUGAAAUACCUUCUUGCAUGUUUGCGCUAUAACAUGUUUCGUGCAAUGGCAGGUCUUUGAAACGUCUCUUUAGCAAGUCAAAAGUUGUUUGAACUGUGGAACCUUCCAUUUGAUCUGUGGUUCCUUGUGAGACCAAUGCAGUGUGAAGUUUUUGACAUCCUUUGACAACCAAAYGAUCAACAUCGUCUAUUCCAUCACCAGGGAAUGUUAAAAUGAGAAGUUGAGUGCAUCCUUCCAAUGCACCAUAACCAAUGCUUGUCAAACCCUCUGGGAGGUGGAUGGAUGUCAGUGAUAAGCAUCCUUCAAAUGCACCAUGACCAAUGCUUGUCAAACCCUCUGGGAGUUGGAUGGAUGAUAGUAAUGAUGAGGACUUGAAAGCGUUUGCGGCAAUCUCAUCCAUUGUGGGAUCGACCACCACAUGUUUGAUGACAUCAAGCUUUGGAAGGUUUGUCCCUUGUAGACAAAGGCAUUGUCACCAAUUAUCUUAGUUCUGUUCUUCUCUCCAAGGUUUUCUUCAUCUUUGGAAUUACUAGUGCCUGGCGUGUCACAUGAAUGAAAAUGUUUGGCUAUU